AGCGAUGCGACCCUGUCGGACCAUGUCUUCUUAUAUGGCGAGGUUUUCCUCUGCAGGAGAGUUUUUGUCUCUCUGCUCCCUCUUAAAUUUUACAUCGAUAACUCUACCCACAGCUUGAAACCUCUUCAAGAAUUAGUCCGACGGGUUCCUCUUGAUUGCGGAGCCAUGUACUCACAAUAUACUUUUUGGAUGAUGGUCCUUGGGCUGCCAACACGCGCUCUCGCCCAAAGCGUGCUGAACGAGGUCGAUAGUCAGGAUGGAAAUUCGGAUUCCACUACAAAGAACCGCAGCGUUUCGCCAAAAGGAAUGAUCAUCCUGUGUACUAUCGUCGCCCUGGUCUUGAUUAUUGGAGUUUCUUUCACAACCGUCUUCAUAGUCGCAAAGAAGAGGCGCUUGAGAGCACGCGACACACUCUGCUACCCUGAUGGCGUUACGGAAGUUAUGGAGACUCCAUCGGUCUCCAGGACAGUGACAGAAGGAAAUGAGAAACUGUCAAAAGGCUCAUCGCAUAUUGGAUCACAACCUGACCUCGAGAAGAAUGCCAGGACCGAGAAAGAGGACCCAGAUACGAGACCAAAAGGAUGGGGGACAUACUUCUCCUUCGGACGCACAUAGAUUAUGGACAUAUCUCGGUUAUUGCAGGUCCAACCGAACCUCUGGAAAAUGAACGACACGACCACUGAAUUUGCACUGAUGACGUUUUUAUUAUCAUGGCUAGCCUGUUUGCGUACUUUAUUUAUUUAUUUUUUUUUUUUUGCUAUCUUUGUGGGGUUUGCGGAGUUAGAGUUGGUGUCUUGGUUCUUCACGCUACUACUACUUCUACUACUACGGAUUAGAGCAAAAACCCCGCAUUUGGAUUUCUU
Molecule: messenger RNA, 863 nt
Organism: Aspergillus heteromorphus CBS 117.55
Lineage: Eukaryota; Fungi; Ascomycota; Eurotiomycetes; Eurotiales; Aspergillaceae
Exons: 2
Coding region: 166-615 (149 amino acids)
Source: RefSeq, a predicted model, not a curated record